AAACAGGAAGUGAUCCAAGUCGUCUUCUACAUACUUUCUUACAUUCAAGGUUACUAAAACAGAAGACGAACCUGAACUUUAACAUUACUUCUCUUGCAGCAGCUCUGUUUCCUGUGCUGCUGGUCCCUCUGGUCUGACUUCAUUCAUUCACCACAGAAGAAGAAGAUCUGGGUCAAGCUGAAUGCAGGGCGGGUUAUGGCUUCUGCGUGGCAAACUGUCCUCUCUGUGCACCAGAGAAUAGUGGACAAUGGAGAUAAGAGGACAGACCCGUGGCUGCUGGUCUACUCCCCUGUCCCUGUGUCCAUCAUCUUCCUGCUUUACCUGGUUGCGGUUUGGCUUGGCCCUCGUCUGAUGAAAAACAGACAACCUGUUGACCUCAGACUCGUUCUCAUUGUUUACAACUUCGCCAUGGUCGGCCUGUCUGCCUACAUGUUCUACGAGUUCCUGGUCACAUCCUGGCUCUCAAACUACAGCCUCCUCUGUCAGCCUGUAGACUACAGCACCAGCCCACUCGCAAUGAGGAUGGCCAGAGUCUGCUGGUGGUUUUUCUUCUCCAAAGUCAUAGAGCUCAGUGACACGUUCUUCUUCAUCCUGAGAAAGAAGAACAGUCAGGUGACUUUCCUUCAUGUUUACCAUCACGCCACCAUGAUCUUCAACUGGUGGGCGGGAGCCAAGUAUGUGGCAGGAGGACAAUCGUUCUUCAUCGGCCUGGUCAACACCUUUGUCCACAUCGUGAUGUAUUCUUACUACGGCCUGGCUGCCAUCGGGCCUCACAUGCAGAAGUACCUGUGGUGGAAGAGAUACCUCACGUCUCUUCAGCUGGUGCAGUUUCUGCUGUUCCUCCUGCACACUGGCUACAACCUGUUCACAGAGUGCGACUACCCCGACUCCAUGAACAUGGUGGUGUUUGGUUACUGCAUCAGCCUCAUCAUCCUCUUCAGUAACUUCUACUAUCAGAGCUACCUCAACAAGAAGAAGCAGAAAUAGGACUGAAAAACACACUUUGUGAAAGAAGCCGACAAGUCUGUCUGCAGUACUCAUGAGCUUCCACUAGAGGGAGCAACGUGUCUGGGAAAUAAGUGCAAGUGAGCCGAAUGAACUUUAGCAUUAUUUUGUAAUUUCUAUACAGAGGCACACACUUCAUCAUGGUCAUACAAUUAUUUAUUAUUUAAUAGAGAAAUGACAAACAUUCAAAUGACUGCUGUAAACAAACUGUACAUUUUUACACAUAAUAAUAAAGUAGGUUGGUUUCUCUGUA
Molecule: messenger RNA, 1258 nt
Organism: Labrus bergylta (ballan wrasse)
Lineage: Eukaryota; Metazoa; Chordata; Actinopteri; Labriformes; Labridae
Gene: elovl8b
Product: ELOVL fatty acid elongase 8b
Biological process (GO): fatty acid elongation, polyunsaturated fatty acid; fatty acid elongation, saturated fatty acid; fatty acid elongation, monounsaturated fatty acid
Cellular component (GO): endoplasmic reticulum membrane
Molecular function (GO): fatty acid elongase activity
Source: RefSeq, a predicted model, not a curated record